Molecule: messenger RNA, 2430 nt
Organism: Triplophysa dalaica
Lineage: Eukaryota; Metazoa; Chordata; Actinopteri; Cypriniformes; Nemacheilidae
Product: nuclear body protein SP140-like
Exons: 16
Coding region: 200-1612 (470 amino acids)
Biological process (GO): regulation of transcription by RNA polymerase II
Cellular component (GO): nucleus
Molecular function (GO): DNA-binding transcription factor activity, RNA polymerase II-specific; protein binding; DNA binding
Source: RefSeq, a predicted model, not a curated record
UACACGUUGUGUCUGUGUGUUCAUGACAGAGGUCGCAAAAGAAAGAAGUUUACACGGAUACCACUUUAUCAUUGGAUAGGAUUGAUUUUCGUUUAUUAAAAGUGUGGUUUAUGUCACAUGCGUUAUGUGCGCGUCAGAGAUGUAAAGGUAACCCGUUUUUUUCAACACAACUCACACUUAAGUCAGAGAACUACAAAAUAUGGAUGAAUAUUCAGUUACUGAAUCAGAAUGUGACCCAGAGAGCAGUUCAUGUUCUGAUUGGAGUGUGGAUGAAGGAAGGAAAAGACAACGACUGGAAAAAAGGAAGAAGAAAACACGAAGUCGUAAUGUGACUGUGCAGACAGGAACAACUCUGGUCGAGAAAAGAGGAGCCACAAGUUGUGAGAAUGCCAGCCAGUCUGUGGAAGAACAGAUGGAAAACGAUUCUCAACUCCCUGUUACAUGCGGGAAUAAAGAGGGUUCCCUGGAUUUGGAGAAAUUUUCUAAGUGGGAGAAGUGCAUCUUUAGUAAAGGGCGGUGGUUCAACCCCCCAGAAUUUGAGAAGUUCGGAGGAAAAGAGAAAAACAAGAAGUGGAAGUACAGCAUCCUUUGCUGUGGUGUUCCGCUCCUGCAACUCAUAGAGGAUAAGCUUCUUUUAUCCCCAACCUUAAAAAAAAGAAGGAUUCAUCAUGAUAAACAGAGUAGCGCUGCAGAAUGUUCACCUACUGGCAGACUUCGAGGAAUGAAGAGGAACUCUCCCAAAUCCUCACGUGCUACUGGCAGAGCCAGAAAAACAAAGCCCAGGAAAAAGCAGUUUCUCUCCAGAUCCGAAUCUGGAAGAACGGAGAAUGGCCACCGUGAGGACAAUGACAACAACCAUGAUGAGCAUGAAAUUAACAUGACUGUGUUUGAUGGUCCCACCCUACCUGUUACCUGUGGAUCUGUCUCUGGCAUUCUACACAAAAGUCGCUUUGCUACAGGGUUUUGUGGGAAAUGCAUAAGAACUGAGGAUUUUUGGCUGACCCCUGAAGAAUUCUCCAGACUGAGCAAACAAGAUGGAGCAUGGAAAAAAGACAUUGUGACCCAUGGAAGACCGCUCGGAAAACUUAUAAUGGAAAACGUUUUGGAACCACAUGCACUUAACUGUGAAUGUCCCACCUGUCUAAAAAUUGAUGAUGACACAAAUGAUGAUGAGUGUUACAUGUGUGACUCUGAAGAAGAUCUGGUGUGCUGUGAUGAGUGUCCACGAGCUUUUCAUCGACACUGUCACCUGCCAGCUGUAGAUGAAGACUCCGAAGGUCAAUGGUGCUGUACAUUUUGCACGAUGAAGAAAAUGAGUGGGUCUAAUCAAACGACACCACAGGAUGUUUUGAACAGUCCACUUUCUCAAUACAGACUGCAUUGCCAGUAUCUGCUGUUACACCUGCUACAUGAAGUUUCUGUCAAUAAGAACAUGUGUGAAACUCAUGAUGUGAAGCAGUAUUUGCAGAAUGAGACUUAUCAAACAGUGGGCGAAUUUGUCACAGAUAUUGAACACAUUUUCCAACACUGGUCCUCCGAAGGGGAUGAUGACUUGAGUAGAAUGCAGCGUUUGUUUAAGAGGGAGUUUGAAACCAUAUUUAAGCUCCUAUAAUGUUACGCCAAUACCAACAUUUCUGUUGUUAAUGGAAAGUGUUGUUAAUGGAAAGUGUUGUUAACGGAAAGUGUUGUUAACUGAAAGUGUUUUGGUUGUUGUACAGAAAAAAGAUUGAGUUCAAGAUAGUAAAAAAAUUUAUUGAUUAAACCAUACGGGGCUUGCACUUUCAGACUUGGUUUAUUAGCUGCUCCCACACCAUCAACUAUACAAUCAUAUUUUUACUUGUCAAAAAGAGAAACAUUUGCAAAUGGGGUAUAUGCAUUUAAACCCGGAAAAUCUCAACCAGCUCUGUUACAUCCGGAGCACUUAGCAUCCAUAGGAAACAAUGACGGUCUAUUCAAGAUUACGAUCAACGACGUGAGUCUUAUUCUCCAAACACUAUGUCAUACAUCGACAACCAAAAAGAUGAAGCAAUUCUUAAUAUAAAUAUAAAAUAAAUAAUAAGGAAAUAAACAAAAUUAAACCGAAAAGACACAACUGGAGGGUAUAGUGUCGUGUUUUCUCUUGCAAGCUAAAUAAAUUUGAAACUCAUUGAUGACAUAUAGGCUUAUUUAUAAAUAUUUUAGGCUAAAAUACAUUUUGACUUCAAAAGGCCCCGGGGCUAGUUAACUCCAAGUGUGUGAAAAUAUACAUGGCAAUAAAUAAAUAAGAGAUUUGGAGAAAAGAAGUUGCUGCCUUAAAGGUUUAUGUUCAAUCAAAAUAACAAGUCAUUUCAACUAACAUUACAUUAAACUGACUGAAAAUAUCAAGUUGAAUCUUGUAUAACUUGAAAAAAUGGUUAACUUAUUUUAUUAAAUUAAAGUGACAUAAAAACA